Molecule: messenger RNA, 976 nt
Organism: Nannochloropsis gaditana CCMP526
Exons: 3
Coding region: 46-834 (262 amino acids)
Source: RefSeq, a predicted model, not a curated record
ACAGAUUCUAGGCACAGUCUGCCACAUUAGCCCUGUCCAUCGACAAUGGUCAUUUCUUCGAAGCGUCGACGAAUCCCCUAUCUCUUCCUCUUCCUGUUCUUUUCCAUCGUCCUACUGCUUGCCUGGGCUCCUCGAAGUAUGGCGGCGAAAGCUAAGAAUGCAAAGACUAAGGACACAAUAAAGCAAAAAAAAGGACAAAAGGAGCAGAAGUCUCCCCAAAUGAAGAAGCAGGGUGAGACCGCUACGCCAAAAAGGCAGCAAAAACAACAGCAAAGGCCGAGAGAGAAAUUGGAGGACCUCUCUCUCAUGGAUGACACAAAAGAAAACCGGCAGUACCAUGCCGCGAGGGUGAUGAAGGGGACACCUUUGAUCGAGAUCCUAGAAGGGCUCGUGCAAGAGGCAGCGCGCUUGAAAGGCAGCGAGGCCGCCGAGGAAAUUCGGAAGGCCAUCCUCGAGUCGGACACUCGGGCCCUGACCCAGGUGAUGGAGAAGGCGUACGCCGGGACCUUCUCGGCCGAAGAGCUCGCUUUCAUCGCCGACUACAGCAACUCCGAGGUCGGGAAACGUGUGCAGCGGAAGAUGAGCCAGUACGUGGCCAAGGUCACGCCCGCCAUGGAGGCCUUCACCAAGGAGGUGUUCUCGGGCCCGGGGCUGCAGGGCCAGGGACAGGGGCCACAGGAGUGGCAGGACCAGCAGGCCCUCUACUCCUCCAAGGGCACCACUGUCUACAUGAACGAGGGAAAGCCCAAGGGCAGGCAAAAGGAGCAGGGGAAGAAAAGGGCAGCGGCCCGCGCGGGCCCCGCCAGUGCCAACGGCGGCGAUGGGGAACUCUAGGCGAUGUGGAGAACGUCCUCCAGGGUGGCAGAUUGUGCGGGUUCUCGUUGUGUCGGGUCGGUUUUGAGGGAGCAAAUGUUCCGCAGACAGCGGGUUGAUAGAUCAUGCGGGGGCCAAAACUGAGAACAAACGGGAAAGACGC